This is a messenger RNA of Mangifera indica (mango), 3023 nucleotides long. RefSeq names its product proline-rich receptor-like protein kinase PERK8. The transcript has 9 exons. Lineage: Eukaryota; Viridiplantae; Streptophyta; Magnoliopsida; Sapindales; Anacardiaceae. Gene Ontology annotation, molecular function: protein kinase activity; ATP binding. Bases 492 to 2651 code for a protein of 719 amino acids. The record is from RefSeq and is a predicted model, not a curated record. Gene Ontology annotation, biological process: protein phosphorylation.
GACUCGACCCAAGUGGCACCCACGUUUCUCUCCAUAUUUUCCGUUUUCCACGAAAGAAAAUACCUUUUUUUCCUUCCUUCUAACGAAAAAGAAAAAUUUUGGAUUGCCCUGUUUCAAAAACUAUUUCCAACCUGUAAGACAAUUGCAUUGCUAAUCUCUUUUUGGUUUUCAGUUUGUGGGUUGUGCUGCAUUUUCCCUUUGAGGUCAAGUUUUUGUCUUGGUGGUGGUUGUUGAAGACCAGACCAGGUUUCUUUGAAGGUUGAUAUUCUCUGUUCAAGAGUUGGUAGAUUAGCUUGGAGUGACUUUUUGAAGCAGUGUUUUUAGAGGCUGUUGAUUGUAGAGGCUUGGAGAAUUUGGCUUUUACUGUGAAAUUUGCUGUAGAUUUAUCUAUAGUUGCAUAGUUUUGAGAUGAUAUUGGAUCUUUUCCUGAGAAUAUGGAUGUGUAGUUGCACUUUACAUUUUCUCUGAACAUUAAUUUGGAGAAGGAAAAAAUGAGUUAUGUGUCUUUGAUAGCACUGGGGUCGCCUGACAAUUCUCCACUAGCACAGCCAUCAAAUUCAACUACAACCACUUCACCACCACCUACAACAUCACAACCUGACAAGACCACCGACUCUCCGUCCCCUUCGACGCCUGCAACUCCUUCUACCCCUUCAGCACCACCCCCUCAAUCUCCUCCUCCAGCUGUCCCUGCUGCCCCUCCCCCAUCACCACCCACAUCCCCGCCACCAUCAGCAAGUCCUCCUCCAACUUCAUCACCACCAACAACUGCACCUCCAUCGCCACCCGCCGCACCCCAACCAUCACCUCCAGCUGUUGCUUCACCUCCCCCUGAAAAUCCAUCCCCUCCACCACCGGUGGUUGUUUCUACUCCUCCACAGGCCACCCCAUCACCUCCAACCUCUCCACCUCCAACCCCUACACCUCCUCAUAUUAUUGCACCUUCCCCGCCUCCUCCAGCUAAUGAUCCAUCGCCACCUUCCUCCAACUCUCCGCCUCCACCUGUGUCAAACCCACCUAAAAGUGUUCCUGUACCACCUGUUGUUUCAAGUCCCCCGCCUGCAUCUCAAUCUGCUCCUCCACCAGUUACAAGAUCACCCCCUCCACCUACAUUGUCACCACCAGCUCCUUCAGUUCCUUCAUCCUCUUAUCCGCCUGCUUCUCCAAGUAAUUCAUCUACAACUGGAAGUCCUACUACUUCACCUUUACCAUCUAUUCCAACAGAGAAACCAACAGCAAAAUCAACUAAUCUCCCUGCUGUUACAGUGAAUACCUCAUCCAGGAGUGCAGGGGCUUUAGGCACUAGAGGUGCUGCGGCGAUAGGCAUUGCAGUGGGGUUUUUGGUACUAAGUCUUCUUGUUAUGGCUCUGUGGUUUGCACGGAGACAGAAGAGAAAGAGAGCAGGAUCACAUAUUGGUUACACUAUGCCUUCUCCUUUUGCAUCCUCUCAGGAUUCAGAUGCAGCAUUUCUGAAGCCAUAUUCUCCAACUCUCCUAGGAGGAUUUGGUUCGCAUAGUGGUUUCCUAUAUUCAUCACCUGAGUCAAGUGGAGUAAACAAUUCAAAAUCAUGCUUUACUUAUGAAGAAUUAGUUCAGGCCACAAACGGGCUUGCAGUACAUAAUGUUUUGGGUGAAGGUGGAUUUGGUUGUGUCUACAAAGGUGUACUAACUGAUGGAAGAGAAGUAGCUGUGAAACAGUUAAAGAUAGGUGGUGGACAGGGUGAGCGUGAAUUUAAAGCAGAAGUUGAGAUCAUUAGCCGAGUACAUCAUCGUCAUCUGGUUUCACUAGUGGGUUACUGUAUAUCUGAGCAUCAUAGAUUGCUUGUCUAUGAGUAUGUCCCGAACAAUACUCUUUACUACCAUCUUCAUGCUGAAGGCAGAUCAGUGAUGGAUUGGGCAACCCGAGUCAAGGUUGCUGCUGGUUCAGCUCGUGGGAUAGCUUAUCUACACGAAGACUGUCAUCCUCGCAUUAUUCACAGGGACAUUAAGUCGUCAAACAUUCUUCUUGAUAACAAUUUUGAAGCUAAGGUUGCAGAUUUUGGGCUUGCAAAGAUAGCAUUGGAACUGGAUUCAAAUACACAUGUGUCUACACGUGUAAUGGGAACCUUUGGAUACAUGGCUCCUGAAUAUGCAACAAGUGGCAAGCUGACUGAAAAGUCUGAUGUUUAUUCAUUUGGGGUUGUGCUUUUGGAGCUAAUUACAGGUCGCAAGCCUGUUGAUGCCUCUCAGCCAUUGGGUGAUGAGAGCCUGGUUGAAUGGGCCCGACCAUUGCUUGCUAAAGCACUUGAACUCGAAGAUUUUGAAGAAUUGGUGGAUCCGAUGCUGGAAAAGAACUAUGUUGCAAGUGAAAUGUUUCGGAUGAUUGAGGCAGCUGCUGCUUGCGUGCGCCAUUCAGGUGGAAGAAGACCAAAAAUGAGUCAGGUAGUGAGGGCUUUAGACUCAUUAGAUGAGUUAUCAGAUCUUAGUAAUGGAAUGAAACCUGGCCAAAGUGAAAUUUACAAUUCGGCACAAGAUUCUGCACAAAUCAGAAUGUUUCAAAGGUUGGCAUUUGGCAGUCAAGACUACAGUUCAGACUUCUACAACCAAUCACAGAGUAGCUGGGGAAGUCGAGAAUCUGGAGACUUCAUGAACCGGAGUACCUUUAUACCUUAAAUGCAUCAAGAAUAUGGAGCAACGGAAACAAGUUUAAUGGUACCCUGUUGAUCCCAGUUUCAAAGUUCCAACACAUGAUCAGAAAUCAGAAACAGCUUGUUACAGAAAUAUGGUAUUGAUUUUUGUCCAUUUUGGAAUGCGAUUUCAGGCCCCAGAUUGAGAUCUUGACACCAGCCUCCCUACUCAUUUCUUGUACAAUCUCAUUUAUGCAUUUUUCUUCUAACCUAAUACAAUCAAGUUGCAGGACUGUGCCUUUUUUUUUAAUUCCUUAUUAUAUAGCAUCAUACAGCUUCAAUUCAUAUCUGUAUUUGUUAAUUUGGUAUAAAUAUACAUGUUUUAUUAUUUUUUAAAAUUCUCUGAACUCUUCUUUCA